AAAACUGCUGUGCUGCCGCAAACCAAAGAGGCCACAAAGAACAAGUUAGAACACAACACCGCAACACGGUGCACGAUGCACAGCCCGCAGCCCGGAAGCCGCCACGUUGUAAAUUGACGAGGCGGGGAAGAGAGGUUCCGCCGCACCGCCGCUGCAGUAUACAUACCGUACCUCCAGUUUUUUGUUUUGUUUGGUGCUUGUACCGGUAGAGCUGCUAGCUAGUAGCAUCAACAUCAUACUAGCUAGUAGUCGCAACCAUGGAAACGACCAAAGGAAAAGCUUGUUCUGGUGAGAGGGCAACGGCUGCCGACCAGCAACCAAAAGCUGCCGUGGCCAUGGGUCUUCCAGCCAUGAUGGAUGCAGAGUCCGCCAUUGCCCGGAAAUGUCUGCAAGUUCCCGUCACUUCCAUGCAUGGGGAGAUGCAAAAGUCCAACAAGGGUGAAUCUUGUCAAGGUCAAGAUGGCAGCGACAAGACGACUUUGACAAGUGUUGGAGUAGGUACAAGCGUUGCAGCGGCCGGUUCCAACCUACGUUCGGCUUGGAGCGAAGGUGUAGCCGCUGUGCGGAAUGGCGAUGUGGGUGCAAGCGCCAGUCUGAGUUUCAAGCUCGCAGAUCAAGUUCGGCCAUCAUCUUCCCGCAGUCCAGCGAUGGGGGCGGAUGGAAGCGCCAGUCUGAAUGUCAAGCAGCAACGUCCGCCAUUGUCGUCUCGCAGUCCAGGAGCGCUUUCCAUUCCAGGACCGAACGACAUUGUCGUGGCAGCUGGUGACAGCAACUCGGCCAUGGACCACACAAUGGCGUACGGCCCCCCGGUAGUGGCCGAAUUGGCAAUGGGUCCUCCGUCCGAAUUGUUGCGCGAAAAAGAGGAAGAAAAUCGUGCUCUUCGAAAGGAAUUGCAGAGAAUUGCCGAUUGCACUUUUGAGGCUUUGGAAGUGGCGCCUUUUGACGGUGAUUCUCCAUUCGACGACGUAUCCGCGUCGUCGAGGAGCACGGUCAAACUGGAAACAUCGUUGGCAAAACGAGGAAUGAAACGACUCGUCCCACUCAUUUUGGCGUUGACUGCCAUUUUGGUUGUGACAGUUCUUGUGAUCGUUCUAUCUCUCCUGUUGACACAUAAUAAUAAUGCGGACAAUCCAGAUGCAACGACAACGGCAGCUUCUUCAUUCUCCACGUCUCCCACAGACCCCGUCCUGGAAACUAUCCGGAAGAAUGGUGUAAUUCGUUGCCGGGCAGAAACUUACGAGGUCAAUCAGGGCCACGGAUUCACCGUGGAUCUGUGUCGGGCAUUGGCGGCCGCCGUCUUUCAGGAUCCGUCCAAAGUGGUUUUUCUCAAAGUUCCAUUUCGGGAACAGUUCCGUGCGAUUGCCAAUGGUACGGUCGAUAUUUCCACAACUCUCAAUACGCUCAACAUGGCAAGAGAUGUCUACCAACAAGAAUCCCGUCAUGGAUUUGCCUACUCGGACCCGUACUUUUACUCGGGCGUUACCAUGGGAGGUCUUCCGACCUUUGUCGAUUGUGUCGACCGAGGGGAUGAAUUCUCGGGGGACUGCAGGAAACUGGUCGUGUGUGUCAUUGCCGCUACCGUCACCAAAGAUAUUGUCAAUAAACACGUUCCAGGGUCCUCCACGCUCUUGGUGGCCAAUGGACCCGAGCUCAUACAGAGCUUUGUCAAUGGAACUUGCAAUGUCAUGGCAGGGGACAUUUUAGAGAUCUAUGAGGAUCGGAUUCGGCAAGUGGAUAAUUACACUGGAGAGUACACGUUUUCCAGUAGAGGACUGUGGUCGUUUGAUCCCCUGGCAAUGAUUACACGACAAUCAGAUCCCCAAUGGGCUGCGUUUUGCAACUGGGUUCUCAGGGCCCUUAUUACGGCCGAGUAUCUCGACAUCACCCAAGCAACGGCGGAUUCCUUUGCUAACACGACACUGUUUGGUGAGGAAUAUCAAGACAUGUUUGUACAGGCCAUUAGGGCCGUUGGGAAUUACGGAGAGCUGUACGCCAAACACUACGAAGGAAGAGUCCCUCGCCAAGGAAUGAAUGUGGUCCAACGAGGAGGACCCAACAAGACAGGUCUCUUGGUAACGGAUCCUCUGGGCAAGAUCUUGAUUGACGAAUCCUUACACCAGGGAGCGCUGCCAGAACCAGUGAAAGGAGGGACGCUGGAAAGCAUUAGACAAAGAGGCUUUCUUCGGUGUGGACUGGUGGGAGAACGUGCCGGAUUUGCAGAAUACAACGAGACAUCUCAAGUUUGGUCGGGCAUGGACGUGGAAUUCUGCAAGGCAAUCUCAGCAUCCAUAUUGACUGGUGAGGUUGACACCAUCGUCUAUCAGAGUUUCUACAAUUUGCCUUCUAUGCAAUUCGCCGCUCUAUCCAACGAGGCAGUGGACGUUUUGGCUGGAGGGACAAUGCAGAUGAAUGCCAACGUGAAGGAGCCCACAACCGGUCAAGGAUAUAGUUUCAGCCCUCCUUACUUUUAUGAAGCUUGGGGUGCAGUUCGUACCCUUGUGACGACGCAAGAUGACCCUCAGUGGUCAGAUCUGGUGCGAUGGGUUUCUCAAGCAACUGUUUAUGCAGAAAGGGAGGGAAUAACGCAACAGAAUGCGUCGCUAAUGCCAGUGGUAGAGCUGUUUGGUACAGAGUUGCGCCAAAUGUUCCGCGAUGCAAUCAUGGCAACCGGAAACUACGAGGAGCUUUACCAGCGCACGCUUGCGGAACAUGUACCACGCGAAGGAUGGAACUUGCUAAACCCAGGCAACGGUGCACAGUUGUUUCCUUACCUGCUCGGCGAGGAAGAAUCCUGGUAUGGCAAGUGAUUUGGUAGCUUGUAGCCUGAAAUCCGAUUCUACUGUCACUGUAGUGAAUAUUUUGAUCAGUUCGUACUACAUGUAAAGUAAUCAAAAACUUUUGCACUAGCUU
This is a messenger RNA of Seminavis robusta, 2910 nucleotides long. The record is from the annotation of a GenBank genome assembly. NCBI's taxonomy places the organism in Eukaryota, Bacillariophyta, Bacillariophyceae, Naviculales, Naviculaceae.